AUGUCUUCAAUCUCCCGACCACCAGACCCAUGCCUGGUAGCUAUUAUUCUAAUCGUGCGAUCGCGCACUGGACCCCGACUGGUCUUUCAUUACCCCCCGAACCCGCUCAGCGAGAAUCGUCUCAAGACAACCACUAAAGGCGGACGGCGCAUCUCCCGCACGCGCAGCCGACAAAGCACGAAGAAUACAGACUCAAGUUCGAGCGACGACAGCGGUCUGAGUUCAGACGAAGAGGAGGAGGAGAGAGAGCCUGAGAGCCAGAAUGCUCUUCCAAACCAGGGCCAGGGCGCAAACACAAGCUACUCGGGUGGGCCGAACUCGCUUCUUGGCAGACGCGCGAGUAACUUUGGGAUCGUGGAUGAGAACUUGCCUAUCUCAGUGUCGCCAAACGCUGGAAUAAUAGAACCCCAGCGCCCUGGGUCCCUGGGGUCGGGUCGGGCCUCAUCGCUUCGGAAACGAGGUGGUGCGGGAUCCGAUCUCGAGGACGAUGGGGCAUCUGAUCGCGAUGGUCCUGGUGGAACGUCCCGCCUACCCUGGGAAGCACUCCUGGGGCUACCGGGGAGUGUGUGGGAGAAGCUGCUAAGCCCAUCCCGAUCAUGGCAUAAGCGAAGAUUUGAGGUGGGGAUCAAUGAUCUCGCCCUUGUCGGGUGGCCCGUUUUUAUACGCGAGGAUGGAACCUGGGCCAAGCAGCGACGCAGGAAGAAAAACAAGGAAACGCACUCAGAGUGGGAUGGCGGGGAGUUGGGACACAAUGAAGAUCUUGAGGGUUCGAAAGAUGACGAUGGAGUUGCCUCGCCUGAUAUGGGGGCUAGUAUUGCCACCAUCACUGAGUUGACGCUUUCGCCCACUGAUACGAAGCGCCAUUCUGUGACCAACAAUACGAAAUUUGGAAAGCAGUCGGAUGACGAUUCUCUUGACCCAGAGGAUAAAGAUCAUAUGACUAUGUUUAAUGUGGUUUUUGUCAUGGACCCUCCUUUACUUGAGUACUCCGGACGCGUUAAGGAAAUCUACGAAAAUGUGAUUAAGAAGUUUGCCAAGGCCCUAAAAUGGGAGCAAGCUCGAACAGAUUAUGUCUGGAAAGAAUCACAACAUAUAUUAUCUAUGCGUAGAAAUGCGCGAGAGUCAAAGUCAUCGGUCCAUAAUCUCUAUUCCGACUUAAUCAACCAAUCCUCGCUGGCGAGGGCGAUAUAUACAGUUUACACCAGUAUAUCGGCGUCGAAGAUUGCUUCUGUUUCACUCAGCCCUGACGUUUCAAUAUCGCUACAAAUCCCCCCGCUGACUUCCACUCCAUACCUAGCUGGCCCGGCAGACAAAUCAUAUCCGGGUCUCUGGCUGACAACAGCAGACAGCGCUACUCCAGUAGACUCACAUGGGGUUGAUGAUAAUAACAAUGCGCCUCACCAAGUUCUUGCAAAACAUUUCGCCUUGCUUCUCCUGGAUAGCGAAACCGCUAUUAUAAAGGACAUCGAAACUUCCGGAGGCACUCUUGCUCCGGCUUUGGCACAUUAUAUUCGAUGUUCAAAACCGACAAAGUCUUUCGCUCAAAUUUCUGUCUCUUCUGGAAUACCACUCUCUACUAUCCAAAUGUUAGCUAGUCAUCUGGUGUACUGGCGCAGAGCUCGGGCCAUUCCUCCUAUUCACCAACGGGACACAUACAUUGUUUCUCCCAAUUGCGAUUUAAGCAAACUGGAAGUGGCAACAGUCGCCUACCAGACGGCUUUUCCUACGCUUCCUAGUCUUCCAAAAAUGUUAUCGGCGCUCAGUGGUACUCCUCGAUCAUAUGGAAGUUUUAUCCCCAGCAAAGAUCACAAAGAAACAUAUUUUACUAUUUUAGCAUGGCUCCUUCGAGGAGGCUGGGUAACACAACUGCGCACGUUUGCUCGCAUCAAAGUUACCCCCGAAAUUAAACUGGCAGUGGAAAUGGCUCUCCGCAAAGAAGAGGUGGAUCGCUACCUUGCUAAAAGCAGACCGAACAACAUGGCCGAAGACGAUACAGAAAUCGAGGAUGACGACGAUGAUGCAGGGUCGUCAUCCUCAUCUUCACUGGCUAGCCAAAGUAGUGGAGGCGAAACUACAAUGCCCAGUCGUCAUGACCCGCACGCACAGCUCCGUACUUCCCACAAGCUCCUUGACCGGUCCACCGCCCUGCGGCUUUCAUCUUUGAUUCUAUCCCCACAUCGAGCAUCCUCACUUGAGUCCCGAUGGUUAGAUGAGAUUCUUUCUCGAUUUCCUGACAAGGCGAGUGGCACUCAGCUCUCUGACGGCGCGAGUCCGGAUAUCGCACCAAAAGACCUCCAAACCUUGCUUAAGAUAUAUUGGCCGUUAUUUUUAAAGUAUUUCAAUGGAUGCGAUGCACUCGAGAAAAUCUCGGUCCGAGAGAAUCUGAAAAAAAAAUUAGUGUGGCAGAUUCUCACUCGCCUCGGCUUUGGAACUGGGCCGACGGGUUCAUUGGAGCCAGAUGCCAGGGAACAGGUCCUGGUCAGUGUUCGACAUUGGUAG
Molecule: messenger RNA, 2499 nt
Organism: Penicillium angulare
Lineage: Eukaryota; Fungi; Ascomycota; Eurotiomycetes; Eurotiales; Aspergillaceae
Product: nitrogen permease regulator 3 family protein
Exons: 2
Coding region: 1-2499 (832 amino acids)
Biological process (GO): positive regulation of autophagy; TORC1 signaling; negative regulation of TORC1 signaling
Cellular component (GO): GATOR1 complex
Source: RefSeq, a predicted model, not a curated record